Molecule: messenger RNA, 2202 nt
Organism: Cladophialophora immunda
Lineage: Eukaryota; Fungi; Ascomycota; Eurotiomycetes; Chaetothyriales; Herpotrichiellaceae
Exons: 8
Coding region: 1-2202 (733 amino acids)
Biological process (GO): regulation of DNA-templated transcription; DNA-templated transcription
Molecular function (GO): zinc ion binding; DNA binding; DNA-binding transcription factor activity, RNA polymerase II-specific
Source: RefSeq, a predicted model, not a curated record
AUGACGGCUCUUCGCGAAGCCAGCAGAUCAACCAAGAGGCAGCUACAGGCGUGCACCUAUUGUCGCGAGAAAAAAGUGAGAUGCGAUGGAACGCGGCCAUGCAGCAAGUGCCAGCGAGAUGGUGUCGACUGUUUAUUCGUGGGGAGACAAAGACGACCUAUAAACAGAGCCAAAUCCGACAAGGAGGAGCUUAAACAACGUAUGGAGAUGUUGGAGCAGCGAUUAUUUUCACUGGUUCAAACCAAACAAAAUUCUGCCGAGACAAGUUGGGGCCUCUCAUCUUCACCCAGCACAAACCCGCUCAGUUACGCAUCGGCUGGGCAAGCACAAUCUGCAACUGUCUUGCCGUCCCUUUCCACCUGCGAUCUGAGCGAUAAUACUGGUGCUUCGACCACGACCUUUAACAAUGCGAGCCUCCCAUCCUCAAACAUGACUGCUCCUCUCUGCCCGGUGGGAGCUAGUCUUGAGACAUCAGCGCCGGAGCGGCAAACAGAUACAGCCUCUUCCGAACUGGGCGCCGCUACUGACAUCAGAAUAUCUCGAGCUACAGUUUUGGAUCCCCCACAAGAUCGCACGGACGAACCGGAAGCACACCACUCAGGCGAUACAGAUCCCGGCAUGCCUCUUGCCUUUUCUAGAUCUCCGUCGUUGGAACGCACCUCUGUGCUGGCUCCUGCGGGAAUUUACUCUACAAAUGGACUUGACGAUUUUGAAUACCCUGGUCUGCUCUCAGUCUUAUCGAUUCGUUCUCCACCAGGACUGGCUUGGGUGCGAGAUCAAUGUGGAAAUGACCACUUCCCAGCAGUUGCUGACCGACUGUAUCUUGCCCUUCAGCAACGAGCCGUGGUAAUGAAACCUCUGGUUGUGGAGACCAUUUUGGAGCCAGAUUUGACGACCGCUCUGAGCUAUAUACACGCAUUUUUCGAAAAGUCGCCAGAAUCCGCACUAGUUCCGCUCAAUCGCUCAGAGAUCGAGUCUCGCGUGAGACGACAAUCUGGGGCUGAUCAGAGCGCCUCUAUCUAUGAUCCUUGCUGGCACGCUAUCCGCAAUGCGGUGUACGCUGCGGGCAGUCGGAUCGUGCUGUCGCGCUUGGAGUAUUCAUCGACCUUCGAAGACGCGCACACUACAAGCAAGAGAUAUUUCGACAAGGCUCUCCUAGUGCUGCCUGAGCUACUGAAUGCCUCAUUCGAUUUGGAAGCAAUCAGAUCAAUACUUCUUCUGAGCACUUAUGCAAUGGCGUUGCCGAAUGCAUCGGUGGGCCAUAUCUUGAUUUGUGCGGCCAUGAGAUUGGCGCAAUCCUUAGGGCUUCAUCGAAAGUUCCAGCCCGACUGUAAUGAAGGAAGCAUUGAAUACACCUCUCGAAGCUGGGUAUUUUGGUCAAUCUACGCCGUCGAAAAAACCAUGUCAUUCUCAUUCGGCCUAGAUUCGGUUGUAGAUGAUGAUACGAUUACUUGUCCCUUUCCCAUGCAGGGCUCCCCAGAUAGCCAUCUGCCAUUGGAUUUUCUCCUGCAUGCUGCGAAACUCGCAAAGAUUCUAUCAACUAUAUUGUACAAACUCAAGCCAAGCAGGAUGUCGAGGUGCAGAACCGAGGAGCUCAUUCUUCUUUUGAACUCACUGCGAGCACGACUUGAAGCGUGGAAGAUGGGUUUGCCCGAAUCUGUUAUCCCCGGUAAAAGAUCCAGCCAGUUCAAAGCACCGACUGCAUGGAGCGCUAGUCACGUUGUUUAUCUGCGCUGUGGCUAUUAUACUGCUAUGCUCGGCAUCCAUUCCGUGCUGGCAUGUCCAUGGACAGCGCAUUCCCUCGUGCCAAGCGCAUUCGCAAGAUUGAAGAAGCAUAUAGAUGAAAGCUCGGCUAUGCUUGCAGAUGUUUCGAGGGACAUCAUCACGACCUCCGAUACCAUGGAUACCAACGCCUCAACGCCUGAUUGGCAAGUGCUGCGGCUGCCCAUUGUAGCAGCGGUCAACGUUUUUGUACAUGUCCUCGGAAACCCCGGCGCCCCGACGUCGUCAAAUGACCUUGCUCUUCUUGACAUAGCUGCUGGACAUCUUGGACACUUGGAUUUUGUGCGUGUAAUCGACACUUCCUGGCCGGUCGUCCGCGAUUUGGCCAAUCUUGCAAGGAGUACUGUUAAGACAGCCCGCCAAAAUCACACUGCGCGAAACCCCGACUUGCACCAGCCUAGUGCUCGUGACGUCGGCUAG